UCAGGGGCCCGGGCCUUGGGGGGGCAUCGUGAUCCCCGUAACUAACCGCACAAACAGAGGGUCAGGAGCAAAAAUCAACGAAUGACAGUCCCGCCUCCCAGAGCCGAGGCUGGAUGGUACGAUAGGCAUGCACGGCCCGGGACAGCGCCAGGCCCCUCGCGCCCGCUCCUGCCAGUGUUCCUAUAUCACAGCUCUGUUGUAACACCUUUAAUCCUUGUGAUCGUUAUUACUGUUACUACGGCCGUGCCCACUGCUUUUUGGCUUAGCGCUUGUUUUAUUUCAUUAAUACAGCUUAGUAUGUAUUGCACUUAUUAUUACUUAUUAUUUUCUAAUUAGGAUAUUACUGUUGCUACUUUUAUUUUUACAACUACAGGAAGCAUUACAGGAUAUCGGUUAGGAGCACAAACUCUGAGCCAGAUACCCCAGUUCAAAUCCCAGCUCUGCCAUUCACCCCCUGUGUGACCUUGGGCAAGUCACAGAAACCUCUCUGUGCCUCAGUUUCUUCAUCUGUAAAAUGGGGGUGAUACUGGUAACCGCCUCAAAGGGUUGUGAGGACUAAAUGAGGAAGUGCUUAGAAUUGGCCCAUAGGAAGUGCUGCUGCUCAAUGCCUGGGAAAUUGGCUCCUGAGAGGGGGCAUUUGAUCUGGGCUUUGCAGGAUGCUUAGUAUUCAAGGCAAAAAGGAAAGCAGCUGCCACCAUCCAGGCAAGGCGGCCUCCCCUCGGACUCCCAGGCUCUUUAAGGGAGAGGGGUAGCCCCCAGGAUUCGUGUGUUCAUUUCUUCAUUCAUUCACCCACCCAUCAAGUCUUUAUGGAGUGGUUCCUGAGUGCAUGGCCUGUGAGAGGCCCGCAGGAGCCAUGAGAGAAGCAGGCAGGGCCCUCACCCUCAGGCAGCUUAGUUUGAAGCUGGGAAAAUCACCAACCUCCAGAGCUGAAGCUGAGGUCCAAGAAAGGGAGGCGCGGCCAAGGCAGGUGCUGGCCAGGGUCCCCCAUCAGACCCCCGGGCCCUGGGCCGGCACGGGGAGCCGCAGAACCGGGGCGGGCGGAGGCCCCGCGUGGGCAGGCAGGUGGGGCUGGCCCCAGCGGGCGAAGGGGAGCACACGCAGCUCCCGGGUUCCAAGCGAGAGGCAUUUCUUGCAUGCUCCUGUGUGCGUGGCACUUGCUGGUACAGAGCCCACCUACCCGCCCCACGCGCCAGAUGCCAGGCACAGACCCGGGGUCCCCCUGAGAGCACCCCCUCCCCCCUGCCCACGCCUGUUCACCCCCAGGCAGUUCCUGUGGAGCUUCCGGCUGCCGGGUGAGGCUCAGAAGAUCGACCGGAUGAUGGAGACGUUUGCCACCCGAUAUUGCCUCUGCAACCCGGGAGUCUUCCAGUCCACAGACACCUGCUACGUCCUUUCCUUCUCCAUCAUCAUGCUCAACACCAGCCUGCACAACCCCAACGUGCGGGACAGGCCGCCCUUCGAGCGCUUCGUGUCCAUGAACCGCGGCAUCAACGGCGGCAGCGACCUGCCAGAGGAGCAGCUGCGGAACCUCUUUGACAGCAUCAAGAGCGAGCCCUUCUCCAUCCCUGAGGACGACGGCAACGACCUCACUCACACCUUCUUCAAGCCGGACCGCGAGGGCUGGCUGCUCAAGCUGGGGGGCCGCGUGAAGACGUGGAAACGGCGCUGGUUCAUCCUGACCGACAACUGCCUCUACUACUUCGAGUUCACCACUGACAAGGAGCCACGGGGAAUCAUCCCCCUCGAGAACCUUUCGGUGCAGAAGGUGGAGGACCCCAAGAAGCCAUUCUGUCUGGAGCUCUACAACCCCAGCUGCCGGGGCCAGAAGAUCAAGGCCUGCAAGACGGACGGCGACGGCAAGGUGGUGGAGGGCAAGCACGAGUCUUACCGGAUCUCGGCCUCCAGCGCUGAGGAGCGCGACCAGUGGAUCGAGGCCAUACAAGCCAGCAUCACCCGCGACCCCUUCUACGACCUGGUCUCUGCUCGGAAGAAGAAGAUAGCCAGCAAGCACUGAGCUGCCUGGAGGGGGUGCCGGGGGCCAGCGUCCUGGGAACGCCAUGGCCUGUGGUACCUGGAUACCCACCUCCCACCCAGGGCGCCUUUUCCUGGCCCGCACGCAUCCUCCCCCUCCCACAUUUCGGGCUGACAGGAGGGGGAGGCAGGGCCCAGGAGGGUGGGCGGACCCCCGGAGGCCUCAGAACCGGCAGUGAGCCCCUGGCCCUCGGCACCCAGCCGCCGCCAGGAGAGGCCCCGGGUCCCCCACAGCCAGGGAUGAGGCAAGCGGCCGGAGGGAAGCCAGCCCUGAACCGGCACCCUGUCCUCUGGGCCUCGGUUUCCUCUUCUGUUAAAUGUCUCCUUGCACUCUGAAGUGCUGGCGGCCCUCAAAGCAGGGAGACGGCCAGGUCCCCGAGUGCUUCCUGCCCCGGCGAUGGCCACGCUCCUCCUUCUGCUCAGGGCCUUUCUCGGCCAGCCCCUCCCUGUCUUCAGCUGGGGCCUGGCCCUCCCUGCCCGAGGGACACACACACAGAGCUCAGGCCCGUGGACAGAACCGCUCGGAGGCGCCAGGAGCACCGGACUCGGAGUCCACACCCCGCAGUCUCCGACCCAGCUCCGUCUCCAACUUGCUGUGUGCCUUCUGCCGAGUCACACUCCUCUCUGGUGCUUAGAAAACUGCAGUUUUGGAUAGAAAUGUCUAGGCCCCUUCUGGCUCUGCGGCCCCUCGCCCCCCACCGGCAAAGGCAGGCACAGGCCCCCUGCGGUCCCAGCAGUGCGUGAGCUGGCCGCCUCCCUCCUCUCAGUAGAAGGACAGGAUCGUAUGGGGUCUCCCUAAGGAGCUUCUGGCUGGAGAUGCACUUACUGAGCUGGAGGGGGCUCUGGACUGAAGGCGGCUGGGGAGCCGAGAGCAGAGUGGGCUCCACCCUCAAGGGUGUCCCUUUGGGAGGAGCAGCAGGUGGGACUCCUCGAGAAAAUGGCAGAGAGCAUCCUAGAUGGACGUACUCAAGCAGGACUAGUGGUACAACCAAAAAGCCAAGAAGAGAGCUUUAUGAGCUCUGGUUACCAGGAGGGCUGCCUGGAGGCAGGGGCCACACCAAUAAGUGACACACAAGCUUGUGGCAGAGUCUCAGCCCCAGGUUCCCUGCUAGGCCACUGGCCAGGGGUCCCGUGGAGGUGAGGGCUGCCCCAGCUGGGUCGCAGCAUCCUGAGACCCCCACAGCAGCACCGUCAAGAGCUGAGCCGACUUGUCAGCACACAGGCAGGCAGCUCGGUCCCCACAGAGGCCUCAGCCCGGAGGAGCAUUCCACCACCAGGCUUCUUCUCAGAAGCGUCUCACCCCACAAACAGGCCCUGGGGAGCCCCUGGAGGAAGUUCCCUGGCAGGAAAGCAAGAUGUGGGCUUGCCUUUGCCCCACUGCCAGCCUGAGGGGGCGGGCCGGAGCAGGGUGGGUUCCCCAGGGGAGGAGAGGUUGCCCCUCAUCCCCAGACACAUGUGCAUGCCUUCCACGGAGUCAGGAUAGAGCAGCCGCCUUGUGUGCGAGGGGUGAGAUCCCCAUCUCUGGAGGUGUGCGAGCGCCUGGUAAUGAUAUGGCGCAGAAGAGGGUCUGAGUGGGGUGCCUGCAGGAGGAGACAUUGCAGGACAUUUGAGGAUUUCCACAGACCCCAUGUCAGCCAGGGAGCUGAAUGCCACCUCUGCCGCCUCAUGUGGCCCCUGAAGGGGCAGCCAGGGGUCACGGAAGGAGCACUGGGCUGAGGGUCAUGAGGUCUGAGGUCCUCUCCUGCCGUUGGCAUAUGCUGGCUGUGUGAUCUUAGUCCACUCCCUUCCCCUCUCUGGUCCUCAGCUUCCUCCCCCAUCGUGGAGGGGGUGCAAUCAGACUCUCUGGGCAUGAGUGGCUCUUCUGGGAUCCUUUGGAAGAGAGAAUAAAGCUCAUAAUUCACCUCG
Messenger RNA from Equus quagga, 3937 nucleotides. It is a transcript of the gene CYTH4, whose product is annotated as cytohesin 4. Lineage: Eukaryota; Metazoa; Chordata; Mammalia; Perissodactyla; Equidae. The transcript has 7 exons. The record is from RefSeq and is a predicted model, not a curated record. The coding region runs from base 828 to 2015 and encodes 395 amino acids. Gene Ontology annotation, biological process: regulation of ARF protein signal transduction. Gene Ontology annotation, molecular function: guanyl-nucleotide exchange factor activity.